AUGCCUUCGGUUAACUUUACAGAAAAUUUAAAACUCGAAUAUAAAAACUUGUUGUUGGCUGACCCUACUUUCUAUCGUUCGAGUCGCAUCGACAUGUUGCUCGGCAGCGACGUAUUUCCGUUUAUUUAUGACGGUGGAAGGUAUAGUCCGUCGCGGCAAGGAUUACCGUUGGCGUUAAGUAGUGUAUUUGGUUACGUAAUUACGGGUCAGCUGUCUUGCAAUAAUACGAGUAACACUAGAAAUGUAUCAAUGUGCAUGUUAAGCAGCGAAUCAAAAGUCGAUGACUUAAUUAAAUCGUUUUGGGAAACAGAAAGCUUAGUCGCUGAUUUGCCCAAAAACCCGGAUGACGUCAUCACUGAACAGAUGUUUGUAAAUGAUUAUAAGCGUGAUAGUACAGGUCGAUACAUUGUUAAAUACCCGUUUAAGCCUGACUCUGAACUGGGAAACUCAAGGCAAAUUGCGAUAAAAAGAUAUCAAAAUUUAGAACGUAAACUGUCGCGUUUACCAGACCUACGGAAGGAAUAUAAAAAAUUUAUGGAUGAGUACGCUUCGCUCGGUCAUAUGAUUUGUGUCGGCGAGGUAUCAGAAGUGGAAUCAGGGUACGUCAUUCCCCACCACUGCGUACAUAAGCCUGACAGCAGUAGUACUCGUCUCCGUGUAGUUUUCGACGCGUCUUGUCAAACCUCAAAUAAUAAAUCUUUAAAUUCUGUUUUAUACACGGGCCCGAAGUUGCAGGCUGAUCUCGUGGAACUUUUGAUACGUUUUCGGUUACGUAAGAUUUCCUUAUGCGGUGACAUAUCUAAAAUGUACCGUUGUAUUUUAAUUGAUGAGUCCCAACGUAAAUAUCAACACAUUUUGUGGCGCGACUCGCCCAGUGAGCCCAUUAAAGUGUACGAGCUGUGCACCGUGACGUAUGGUGUAGCGAGUAGCCCGUUUCUAGCGAUACGCACGCUACAGCAGCUAGCCGCGGACGAAGGCGCCCGCUUCCCAGAGGCUUCUCGUGCUCUGCGCGAAGGAUUUUUUGUGGACGAUUUAAUUUGGUCUGUGGAUAACUUGGAAGAGGCUCUUAAGAUUCAGCGGCAAUUGGUCGAAUUACUGAGGCUUGGUGGAUUCGAAUUACGCAAGUGGUCAAGUAAUAGCGAUCAAUUACUUAAAGAACUGCCUAGUGAUCAAGUUGAGCCCCCAGUGCAAUUCGACGACGAGGUACUAUGGUUUCACGUGAAUGGCACUGACAACCCCGCCGAUGUGUGCUCUCGCGGCGCCACGCCAGCCGAUUUGCUGCUGAUCGCAGAUCAGUGGUUCCGUGGCCCUCGAUGGUUAUACAAGCCACCGCAUACGUGGCCUGUCAGAUCGAUAACAGAGUUCAAAGGUGAACCAUUGGAACUCAAACCUCUUAAAGAAAACACUUUACUUAGUGAAACGUCAAAUCUUCAGAAAAGAGCACCCGAUGGAGAGACUGGUAGUCCAAGGCCGGGUGGAAGGCAGGAGAUCACGCGGCCGCUCACCAACCCGCUGGACUGGCCUAAUAAAGAAGGCAACUGA
Messenger RNA from Bombyx mori (domestic silkworm), 1542 nucleotides. RefSeq lists its product as uncharacterized. The coding region runs from base 1 to 1542 and encodes 513 amino acids. The transcript has 3 exons. NCBI's taxonomy places the organism in Eukaryota, Metazoa, Arthropoda, Insecta, Lepidoptera, Bombycidae. The record is from RefSeq and is a predicted model, not a curated record.